Molecule: messenger RNA, 4972 nt
Organism: Myxocyprinus asiaticus (Chinese sucker)
Lineage: Eukaryota; Metazoa; Chordata; Actinopteri; Cypriniformes; Catostomidae
Product: bromo adjacent homology domain-containing 1 protein-like
Exons: 8
Coding region: 220-2727 (835 amino acids)
Molecular function (GO): chromatin binding
Source: RefSeq, a predicted model, not a curated record
UAAAAUCCAUGGCAAAAGUGUUUGUGUGAGUUCUGCAUGAGUGUGCUCUGUUCCAGGUGUUCUCCUCAGGAUGACAGUAGAAUGUGAGCUCGCUUUUCCGUGUAGUUUAGAGAUCAAACCGAAGUGAGACACUACACCGGACCAUAUCAGUGUGUGGCGAAUCAAGGCUUUCAUUUAAAUCCACUACACACAACAGAAGGGUUUACAUGGCAGACUGUGAUGAUCCAUGCAUGCCAGAGGAACUCUUUAUGUGGAUUUAAGAGUGAAUCUGUGGACCAGGUGAGCUGUCAGACACAUGCUGAAACUAUGGACAGAACUUGGCCAGAGUGCCCAAUGCAAAAGAAGGUUAAAGUAUGUUCCUCCAAAAGAGGAAAAAGUAAGGAAAUAAAGAAGAAGAACACAGAGAGAGACCGGAAGCUGUAUCCCCUCAGGGGAAGGCAUGGAUUGGGUGAAGUGGGCACACUUAACUGCUGUGUUGUACUAACGCGUUUGGACGAGAGUGGAACUUGUAAAAACAGCAUGAAGGCCUUGCGUAAAAGUGAAGGAAAGCAGGUGAAGGAAAUGCAGGGAAAGGUGAAAAUCUGCAAGUGUCGCAAGAAAGCCUGUAAAUCUUGCCGGUCAGCGCCUGAACCAAAAAGCAAAGUGAAACCUGAUAAAUAUGCCUUAUAUACAGAAUUCAUCCCAGAACCACGCCAGAGGCGACUGGCCUCUCUGAAUGCAGAAGCAGUUAACAGUCUGCUUUUGGACAGAGAUGACCCACAGCAAACAUCAAAACCCUCCAAGAAGCAGCAACAGACAAAAGGGGGCGGUUCUCUCUCGAAAGAUGCAGUAAAAGAUAAUGAUUGCUCUAGAAAAGGGCAAGACAACCGCAAACGUGUGUGUACAGGAGAUACAGAACAACGAAAAAACCCUAAAAAGGCAAAGACAGAGAUCGAGGGUAUUGAUUUACAGAAUCUUAAUAGUCGAACUCCGAAACGACUCGCAGGAUUAACUGCUGCCACCCUGCUCAAGCUGACCAGCACGUCCUCAGAAAUGAAACGCAGAGGUAAAACAGACAGUAAACCAAGCAGCGCAGGAUCGCGAGGAAAACAGCUUAAGGCUAAAUCGCGUAAACAGCAGCUCAACUUGCCCUGCCAGUCCGAGCUAAAAGUAUCGCAGCAAUGCUGCAGCCUCUGUGAGAAGCAAGCCCUCCACUGGGAUGGGAGUACAGGAAGCCAUGGCUUCAUUAGCCCUGGAUAUCAGUGCAGAUCCAUGCUUGGCUACCCCCUGAAGCCUGUGAAGGAAGAGAAAACAGAGACUGAUGUGAAAUCAUAUUACUGCUGUUCCCAGGAGAGAUCAGUGGAGUACUGCCAUAGACUAGCCCUGUUCCUUGGUCAGAAAGCCUAUCCUGAAACGGAUGAACAUUCAAUAAAAGGGUUUAUACCUUCUUCUCAUACCCUGAGCCAUCCAGCAAUGCCGAUGCCCAUCCCAUGUUACUCUGGGUACUAUGUCCACAUUGCCCACCAUGGCACUCCACCGCAUCCUGUUAGCUCAAAUCCUGGGACCCAUGCACCCUCGACACUGUGCCCCACUGGGGUCCAAAGACCCAAACUGCUGCCCUCUUCAGUGUCCCAUACGACGGGGAUCCCUCAUCCGGCAUACUGUAAUUCUGUUGGGACCUGCUGUGGAGAACCCUGCAGGCUCAGCAGCUAUACCUACAGACCCACUCAACCCAUCACUAGCAGGGGAUGCUCAUACAAUCCAGAAUGCUCAAGCUGCAUGCACAAAAUGGAAACAGAACACAAAGAAAGAUAUUUACACUUCCAAGCUCCAAAAAGGACAAAAAGGCCUCAUAAAGAAGACUAUUCUUACCCGCUGGAUGAUCACAGCUCAUCUUUCAGCAUGCCUUCUGCCUUGCCCCUCUCCAUCUGCCCCAUCUCUAGCGUGCCUCCACCCACCCAGUCAGUGCCCCACCUGCAGUCACCGCUUCCCGACAGUGGUCGGCCACAGGUGCAGAUAAGAGUGGGUCGGGAGUGCCCUCAGAGGGCCAAGGCACCCAGUGGCUCUUGUUCGGGGAUGCGGGACUCUGCUGUUUUCCCUCACAUUAAGGAUGGCCAGCUGGGAGCAGGCCAUGGGAGUACCGCUGCCAAGCAGUCUAAGAUCAACCAUCACCAGGCAACAAACGGCUGGCUGCCUGUUGGUGUGGCAACAAAAAAGGAGGUAUUCAUCGUGGCUGAGGACUCAACAUCGCUGCGUAGGUGCUAUGAAGGUGUGCAGAGGGAUGGAGAGGUGAUCAGGGUCAGAGACACAGUACUGCUGCGCUCAGGUCCCAGGAAGAAUUCCUUGCCUUAUGUGGCCAAAGUCUCUGCCUUCUGGGAAGACCCUGAGUCAGGGGAGCUGAUGAUGAGUUUGUUUUGGUACUACCGCCCAGAACACACUCAGGGGGGCCGCAAUCCCAGUAUGCACUGUGAGAAUGAGAUUUUCGCAUCUCGGCAUCAGGACGAGAACAGUGUGGCAUGUAUCGAGGAUAAGUGCUAUGUAUUGACAUUAGCACAGUUCUGUAGAUUUUGUGCCUUGAUGAAGUGUCGUGAGGAGGGCUUUCCCAGACGUAGCCCCCUGGUCCCUCCCUCUAACUAUGUAAUUCCAGCUCAUCGUUGUGUGCCCAGUGACAUAGAUCCUGACCUGGUGUUCGUCUGCCGCCAUGUUUACGACUUCCGUUAUGGCCGUCUGCUGAAAAACCUUCAGUAGGUCUGACAAGAGGAAGGGAUGCAUUGAUGGAGCCAUACACUGAAACCCGAAUCCAAAAGUCAUGACACAAAGUCCUAUCAACUGGAUGCCACAGGAGAGGCCACAAGACUUUGAAGGAGUUGGGUUAUUGCUGUUGCUUUCCAUUUUCUUUUCAGGAUAAAUGCUCUCUGUGUAGCACUCCCUUGUGACUUUGUAUAAUGGCAUUCUGAGCACAACUACCUUGAGUUGAAAGGUACCGAUCGCCAAAAUGUGAUUUUUCACUCCAUGAAUUUGAGUAUUUAUUUUUGCAGUUAUCUUUUAUAUUUGCUGUACGAGUGUAUAAAGAAUAAAAAAGAUUAAUGCAGGUACAUUAAGAAUUACCUUGAAUUAUGAUCUCUUUGGUAGUAAAAGCACCCUUAUUAAGCCUAAUUAUCUGUAGAUGUAAGGUUGAAAAUAUUUAUUUUUAGAUAAAUCCAACACAAGCUCCUUUUAGGACCAAGAGUUUUUCUUCCUUGAAUCAGAUCCAUGAUGCAUUGGCCAAUCAGUCUUUUAUUAAAUUGUCAUAACAGGGUGUGGAGAUUCACAGACAUACUGUGGUGGACCAAAUAUCCUAGAAAACAUUUGAUUAUCAAAUAUAAGUGGUUAACAUACUGCUAUAAUGAGCUUUUGUCCUCCUGUUGCCCGUCAUGACUUGCCUUAUAUCCUACACCAAGUUGAAUCCCCAUUUUCUGCCUUCCCAGCAAACCAAAGGUUAUCACACCACUCCUUAACAUCCUGAGCCUCCACCUUAUAGCAUCUCCACUAGUUUGCACUAACUUAUCAUACACCAAGUCAGCAGUUAUUACUCUGCUCAAAAUGUCACCUGCUACUGAUCUCCAAUGCAGGAAAAUACUGUGUAUUUGUUGUAUGUGUACAAAAAGAAAUGAGAGAACUAAUCUUAGUGCGGGAGGCGCUCGGGAACUGUCAGUUACAAAUGUGAAUAGACAAACUUUAUCUCAUGCUCACAGGCCUGCUUUCAGCGUGUGCCCUUUGCUUCUCGUCCUACAUGGUAGUUUUGUUACCAGAUCGCUAAUUAAGAUUUGAGAAAGCUGUUUUAUAUGGUCUGUUUGUGCCUUUAAUAGUUAACAGUCUGGAAUGUGAAGAAAUAAUAGUGUCAAUGGUUUUGUUUUGUUUUCUCAAGCCUUUUUUUAAUUGUUUUUGGCCUGCUUAUUUUGCACCACAUUGUUAUCUGUGCUAUAAAGCUAAGAUAAGAUUGUCUGACCUCACUAUGCUGACCUUCACACUCCCUCGUUUGAACGCAAAUGUUUUGUUGUUUGUUUUGAAAAUCAUAAGUCAUCUCAAGCUGGCUUCACAAAAGACUACAUUUAAAGAACAUCAGCUUGGAGGUGAUUUUGUACUCACAUUGUUUCCCUAAAGGUUAAUAUCUUAUGGUUGAGGAGACCUCUAAUGGUUUGGUUUGUUUUUUAUGUAUAAAGACUGUCCUAAGUUAACAAUCUUUUUAUGUUAAAAUGCGCUUUGUUGAUGUAUUCAAUAGAAUCCAUUCCUUUCGAGUUGUUGAGAUCUUGAGUGAAUGCUAAUCAAUCAAAAUUGAUUAUAUCAUUGUGAAGUUAGGAUAUGAAUUCUGUCUAACCCUUUCCAUAUCAUCCCCCACUUUAGUCGUGUUGACCAAAAUAUUAAAAAAACAGAAGUUAAAUAAUCUUGUCACAGUAUCUUCCGUUCUGUUUUCUCAGUUAUCACGGUAAAUGUCAUCUCCUACUAUAGUGUCAGAUUUAGACAUGUAUAAUGCCAUAGCGGUUUUGCGGAACAUUUAAGCAGCUUUGGUUGGCAGUGUGGUUGGGUAGACUCUUAAAUGGUUGCUGUUUGUGUGAAAAUUAAGUAUUUUUGAAAUGUAUGCUUCUCUAGCAGAAUGUUCUGGAUAAGAAAUAUAUCAGUGUGUACCAAAAUGUUGAAAAAGGGGGGAGAGGAUUAAGUUAAUUCCUCUGUAUACAAAACUGACCAUGAAUUCCAAGUUCUUUGCUCCUUUGAUGUGUGGCUGUUUGUGUGUAUGUGGGUGAGCGUCUAUACAAAUAUAUAUAUAUAUAUAUAUAUAUAUAUAUAUAUAUAUAUAUAUAUAUAUAUAUAUAUAUAUAUAUAUCAGUGCAGCAUGGAAGUACUGGGCAUUCUUUGAAAUUAUAAAUAUAGCACAGCGCAUUUGUAUUAUUUAAGAUAGAAAUGUAUAUUAUAAGAGGAAAAUAUUUAAAAUGAAUAAAUAAUAUAUGAGCAUCAA